UUAUUUUUUCCUUAACUAUAUUUAUUUACAAAUAUCCGAAAUGUGGUCUAUUUUUGAGCAAUCACAAAUUGAGGAUGAAACCAUUUCCAAUGCGUUUUCAUCUCGUGGUCUGUUUAAGAUACAAAGUACCGAGGAGGUAAAAGAAUACCCAGAAGUAAUUGCCUCAUUGCAAAAUAAAAAGGUCGUCAUCUCCGUGGAUAGAAGCUUAAUACUGCUCGAAGACGAAUUGGUUGCCAAAUGUAGUUUUCUUUGUUUCGAUGCUCACAUUGAUGCAGUAGCAAUAUCCAAAACUGGAUAUUUAAUUGUGGUCGGUUUGCAGAAUGGGGAGAUACAUGGAAUAUUUGCGAAAGGUUUGCUGCUAUUUAAUUUAACCGUAACCUCAGAGGACGUACAUUUAACGGGACACACUUUCGCUGGUAUACAACAACUGAACGGCAAGUUUUACAUAAGUUGUACUAAUGGAAGUGUUUAUCAGCUCAGUGAGAUCGACGAAUCCCCAUUAGAAGCAAACCCAAAUAUUACUUUGACAGAAAAUGACACGAUUACUUUUAAUCAGAGCAUUUUUGAAGCAGUGACUAUAACAAGGAUCAUUAGCCAUGAGUCUGGCUUAAAAAAUUUAGAGACAACGCUCUUGGUAGCGCAAAGCAGUUUCGACACAGCUGUUGAACAACCUUUACUUUAUAUAGCAGGCACCCAUAAGGAAGUUUUCUGCAGACACAAUGGUAAUAUUUCCAAAAUUAGUUUGCCUGAAAGUUUUAGUGGUGUGAAACGUUUAUUCAAUUUAGAUAAUUAUAUUUUACUUUUAACGAACUCGGGUCAUUUAAUAGAGUUCUGUGCCAUUACAAAAAUGUUACACUUUCCUAAAAUGCAAAAUGAUAACGAACUGCUUAUCGAUGAACUUGUCAUUAUGGAAUGCAAUGAUGACAACAUUGAAUUGCUCGUGCUGGUCAAGUCGACAGAGGGAAGACAUGAACGCUGUAUUAAGUUUUUGGAGUAUCCAUCUUUUAAAUGCAACAAUGAGCUGGAAGUACCAGAACACGCAUGGCUUGUGCAACAGCCGAAAUCUUCCGCUAAUUUAUACUAUCUCAGUGGCAAGGAGGUAAAUGCAGAUAAUAUACCAAAAGAGAUUGAAAUGGUUUUGGUGUCAGAAACACACCCUAGUGAACGUUUUAGAAAACUUCUCUCAAAGGGGCUUUUAGAUGAAGCUGAGAGUUUCGGCAAGCAGUUUGAACUGUGUCUGCAACCGCUUUAUGAGGCAAAAGCAAAACGUAUACUACUGACGAUUACAACAAAAUUUCAAAGACCUGCUGGCCGUGCUAAAAAUAUUGAAAACAAAGAAUUUUUUAAAAACAAUCGCAUGAUUAAUAUGCCUUCGCGCCGAACUUUGGAGCGUUAUUUGUUGGAAAUUCUGAAACAUUUGGACGAAAAUGAUGAAAGGGAUUGGUUAGAAAUACACGAGCAGUUGCGGCGUUUGGAAACGCUCACAAUUCUGGAUCCCUAUGAGGUCAAUUCGGAAUGGUCGAAAUUCGUAUAUGAAGCAAAUCUCGCUAAAAUGAUCAUUGCCUUAUUUAAAACCGAUAUGCCAGCGGCAUGUUUGAUUUACAAACGACAUGUCAGCGCUAUGAAAUUUUUAAAGGAAUCGGAACUACGACAACUACUCAGUCUUAUACCGAAUCACACAGAACCAUUUCACGUGCUGCAAUGGCUGCGCCAAUUUGUGCCUACCGUCAGCAAUACACAUCCGAAAUUGACACCAUACAUUGCCGAAUGGUGUAUACAAAAGACGCGUACAUUACAAUAUGCGGACCAUUGGCCAGAGAUUGGUUUGGAAUUUGCCAGUAAAGUGGCGAAAAUAUUCGAAGAAAUUGAAUUCAUGCACUGCGACGUUCGGCGGCAACACGAGCACAAUAUUGUUAAAUUUCGCGACUUGGUGAAUGCAUUGGAGGAUUUGUCGGUGUUGAAGAAGCGCUAUAAUUUAAUGUUCACGCUGGAUAAUUAUUUAAAAGACUCGGUGGAUGAAGCAGCACUAUUUAUACUGCAACGCGUGCAUUUGGAUGAUUUGAAAAGCCUGGUUAAUGAUUUUCUCUAUCCCAUAUUUCAAGAGAAAGGAAAAACUCCUGUGGAGGCAAUACGUCAGUACAUCACGCUGUUGGUGGCCAAUCGUAAUUCGUUGAGCAGCUGGCUUGAGCGGUCGGUGGCCUGCAUUGAACUCCUACACAACGAGGAUGAUAGAAUGGAGUGCGCUUUACUUGUUUUGAAAAGCGCGCCCGUGCCAUGGCCGGAGGUUGUAAAUCCUCUUAUAAAAUUUCGCUAUUCUACACACCCAAUUGCUACUAAAAUAAAUAUUGAAUAUGAAUUUCAAGUUAUAAAAAUUAUGAAAGUAAAAUAUGGCUGGCCUGCGGACAGUGAUAUAGAGUCAAAUAUGGAGCUUUUUGUGCAACGUGUUAUUAAGAUGGAAUUCCCCGAAAUGUUGGAUGACAUACGUGUACUUACGCAGGCGUCACCGGAGAAUGCCACAUUUGCCAAUUUCAUGUGUUGUUAUCAAUUAGUGCGCAAAAAGAAACUUGAUCGCGCCUACGAAUUUUUCAAAUCACUAAGUGUUGAAAAACACAACAAAGCCUGCAUGGAAGUCAUUGAUAUUUUAGCGAGCAUGCUUGAGAACCCCACUGCGCCCAUAGAUGAUGAGGACGCAGAGAAGAAAAGGGAUUUAAUUGAAUUCUUUCAAUUGAUUGUGCCGCAUGCCGAUUGUCGCAGCUUUGAGAAGCGUCUGCGCGCCGUACAACAGCGUUUUGUACUCUGCCAGAAGUUUCGUCUACAAGUUGGCGCGAUCAGUGAAUUGGUGCCACUAACACAACGUUUGCAGCUUCUCGAUCGCGGCAUUGAGUGUAUAAUGGAUCGGAGUCAGGCGACGGUAAAUGUGCCGCGUUUCAUUGUUAGCGAAGUAGGUGAUUUAUGUGCAGCCCUACAACUGGAAAGAGUUUACGGUGUCUUACAUAUAAGUCGGCGUAUACACUGUCUGCCGCUCACUAGCGCUUUAGCUUAUGCCAUACUUCAACUGGUGGACUGUACGCCGCAGAAUAAGGAUGACUUUAUUGGUUUAGCAUUGGAGUUGCUAACACAGCAGAUCUUGGCAUUGCGUAAUUGUAAAACUGCUACCACGAGCAACUCUGUAGAAAAAGACACCGAUGUUCUCACAUUUCCAAUAGUCUAUGAAUUACUCGUCCAAGCCUCACUGCAAGAGCACUACAAGCUAUCUGAAUUGUCAGAAUUGUUAAAGUAUGUGCAACUAGCCGCCAUUAGCUAUCCCGUUGACGCCUUAACCAGUUUCUAUGUUGACAAAGAGAAAGAGGUCAACGAGAAUAUUUGCAAAGCAUUGGACGCUUCCGAAAUUGCACUAGCUGAUGCGACACUUAACUUUUCAUCAGCGCAAAUAAACGGUUCAUUUGAUGCCAAAACGGCAGCGCCAGCAAAAAGCCGUUACUCUGUAUCGGUUUUCGAUGAAAUCGAAGUACAACCUUGGCAACCACAUAAAAAAAGUGAUAACAUUGAGCAGACCUCGAUAAUGAAAUUUGUGGCACGUAGCAUCUUACUGCUCUUAGCCGAAACUGUGCCCACUAACAGUUUGCUAGCGCAAUUACGCACAAUGCUAAGCGAUGACAUUGAAAAGGAUGAGGCAAUGGAUGAUUUCUUCUCGUCGCUCGAGCAAUUGAUCAAAGCGAAAAUGCACGAUGUUUGGUAUAUAAUAGUGCAAUUCAUUUUGGAAUAUCAAAAGCGGCACAAAUGCAACAUAAUCGGUAAAGAUUUCGUAUCCUUGCAUUUGUCGCGAGUUUUUCGAAAUAUCAUGUUGAAUAAGGACGUCAAUUUUAUAGAUCUUUUCGUCAUGCUCAUCGCGGAUGAGAAUAAAGAAUCUUUACUCAAUAUGCUGAGCAAAGAUUUGAAAACCGACCAGCAACGUUUAAAUCUGCUCACACUUUCGGAAAUGUACCAUGUGCACCUCGAAGGCCACAAUCAAGUGGAGUCAAUACGUAUUAAGCGUUUAAAGCAAUACUACUACAUGGAAUUCAUCAAACAAGACCCCAGCAUAAAAGGUCAAUUCAACCUCGAAACCGAUAAUAUACAACAAUUAUUGAAAUUGUUUUACAAUAAGAAGUUGGAUGUGAGGUGGUUGGAGCGUAUAAGUCGUGAUUUCAAUUUAGAUUAUCAAGAAUUGCUUAUAACACAGGUACUAAGCAUUUUGUCUGGUCAGGAGUUUAAAUAUGACGUAAAGACUGACGCCUUCGGUGAGGAGGAGCUGAUUGUAUUAAGUACUGUUAACGACAUACGCAAUUUAUGUCAAUCAUAUUUGCAUGCGAUAAAAAAUACCGAUUUAAUAACGACGAAGUUGUUGCAAUUCAUAAAUGAGAUCAACAUUUAUUUUUACGAGCUUUAUUUGUAUGUUAUUGAAAUACUGUCAUUUUUGGAUAAAAUGCCCAAAGAAAUGGAAAUUUGGAAGCAAAUGUUACAAUUUCUCAAGCAUAAAAUGGUGAAGCGGCGCCGCAAUCGGCCUGGUCCAUACGAGACCGACAUGUGGCUGCAGUCACAAAGUGAAAUGGGUGUUAUGCCGAAAAUUGCACGUUUUCGCUUGCCAUUCAAGCCGAUCAUUGAGCAACCACUAAAAGAUAUCUUGGACAACGAAUUGAGUGUAGAAAAUUGUGAAAGCUGGUUUCCGCUCAUGCAAAUGCACACAAUGCUCAAAGGAUCAAGUGAUGUGGCCAAAAUUCGCGAUUACUUCUGCAUGUCGGCGGUGAAAAACUCAAUUGGCGAGUAUAAAGCUAAAAAUGAGUCCGAAAUAUGGCAUUUGCAGCCUACAAAUAAUGCAUUUCUGCAAUCGAUACUCCGACUCGUUAAGCAUGUCACCAAUCCAUCCAAAACAUUUAUGAUACUCUAUUUUGUUGCGAACUAUGCACCAGAUGGCGCGGAUCAAGUAGAAGCUUCGUAUGAAUGCUACAAGUAUGCGAUGGAGCAUAGCGAAUUUAUAACCAAUGAAAAUUAUCAAGAUCGACUGAUGAAAAUCAAGCGAAAAUAUCCCAUACUUAAGACACAGCAUUUACUUUAUAUUUACGGUCUUACGGAAGAGAAACUACUGCGUCUAGUUGAGAAUCCAACAGAACUUAUUUAUAAUCUUUAUCACCAUGAGCUGAUAUUGAAAACGAGCAAGUUGGAUAUUAAUCAAGUGGCGAAGGAAAUAGCUGAAUUGCAUAAUUUAGAUUUGGCGGCGAUGCAGUUACAAUUGCUGCAGAAGUGGUUAUCUUUCACAGGACGCUCGAGUACUGAAAAUGUAUUGGAAGAAACAUUGUUCGAAGAACAGGGUACAGACGAUGUUAACGAUGCGAAUGCGUGCAAUGCAGCGGAAAAUGUGAUAAGAUCAAAUUACAUACUCAACAGUUGGCCGCAGAAGGAGGCCGUGGACUUCUUUGUAGCGCACAUUUUCCCGGAUGAUGGCGGUGUAAGCACCAGCAAACAGUUGCAAAUGUACGAAUGUUUCUCGAAAUUAAACGAUGGCAGUGAAUCCUUCAAAAACGUACUUAGCCAGAAGCAAUAUAUUACCAUUAAGUGUGUGCAUGAGUUAAGGCAGUUAGGUUAUAAUUUAAGUUUGGAAAAAUUUACAAAUUGCAAUAAAGUCGAUCUAUUAAAAACGAUUUGGAAACAAAAUGCUCAAAAUCCGCACACACUCGAAAUAUUAGCAAACAUUUGUUUGGGCUUUGAUAUAUCACACUCGAAAAUCUGGAACGGCAUAUUGAAACGUAUGGCCAUGUUCAAUAUGGUGCGUGAAUUGAAUGCUUUAUUGGAUAUAUUGUCGUGCGAAAAUAAAAUCCUAGACAUAGAGGGCUUAAUAGUUGCAUGGGAAUGCGUGCUGUGGCAACCAUUCAAAACUGCCAACCAAACACGUUCAAUUGCACAGGAGGAAGUAUUGCAAAAGGCUCUCUUCCGCUUACAGGGCUGUCCAAUUGUACACAAGUUGAAUUUGGUUGAAUUUGCAGAGCUAUGCAUUUGCUUGGAUCGUGCUCAUAUGGCAGCGGUGGCAUUGGCAUUGUGUCGGGAUGAGGCGAAACGUGAACAUAUCAAAAAGUUGAUAUUACCUAGAAGAAAUGAACAAAUGCGCAAAGAUAUUUUAGAAUUAGAAGAUGCGGGAAUGAUGUCUGUCAUUUUAAACUUUGCGCUAAGAGAGCUGGAACUUUAGAUUUAAUAAUUAUGUACAUACAGAUUAAAUAAAGAUUGUUAACCGCUUGAAACGAAUUAAAAAGAUCAAAAUUACACUCAGGA
Bactrocera neohumeralis is the source of this 6303-nucleotide messenger RNA. RefSeq lists its product as uncharacterized. NCBI's taxonomy places the organism in Eukaryota, Metazoa, Arthropoda, Insecta, Diptera, Tephritidae. Gene Ontology annotation, molecular function: small GTPase binding. The transcript has 23 exons. Gene Ontology annotation, biological process: mitotic sister chromatid segregation; protein localization to kinetochore involved in kinetochore assembly; mitotic spindle assembly checkpoint signaling. The coding region runs from base 41 to 6220 and encodes 2059 amino acids. Gene Ontology annotation, cellular component: cytoplasm; kinetochore microtubule; RZZ complex. The record is from RefSeq and is a predicted model, not a curated record.